UCUUUUGUGAGUUUACAUAUAUCUCUCUCUCUCAUGCACACCUGUUAUUCGUUGAUUAUUUGCAUCUUCCAUUCUGGUGCAAUUUGCCUUAGAAUUUGUAAAUAAAUUUUCCAGAAAUUAAUGAAUGCAUGAAGGGGUAGAAUUGCAGGUGUGGUUCCUGUAAAAUGCUGAUGAAAGGAGAUACAAAUACUCAAACUCGAGAUCUUAUAACUCGAAAUGGCAUCAAGAAAGUCAGUUUCAUUUCAUCUGAGGAAGAAUCCAUCCAUAAAGUCGUGCUUUCCGGAAACAAAAUCCGGGGAGGGCUCAGAAAUCAACAGGUUUCCACAUCAUUCGAAGGCACAUUCAUAUGAUGUUAGUGACAAAUUCAAUUCUGUGAAAGAUAUUUUGUCAGAUAACUCCAAUCCUUUUUCUGCAAUAAAUGUAGAACCUUCAUCUUCUUCUCCACUUGUAUUAUACAACAAUGUUUUGUUCAGCAGUUUACCUGCUAACUUAAAUAACCAUUCCCGUAUCCCGCUUUCCGAUAUCCGAAACCUCAAUCUUCGUCGAAAACUCUCUGUUCUACCUCGACCCAAACAAAAGAUUGAUCCAAAUGCUAAAGCAGAUCAACUACCACCUGUUUUUCUCACUCCCAGCCAACUGCAACCUGAAGAAUUGCCAGUCAUGGCAGGAGAGGCAAAGCACAGGCAUGUACCUUUAUAUAUAGCUGCAUUAAAAGGUGACUGGAAAACGGCUAAAAAUUUCCUGCGAUGGUAUCCACAUGCUGUUCGUGCAACUAUUACAAGGGGAUCGGAAACUGUUCUUCACAUUGCAGCGGGGGCGAGGCAUACACAGUUUGUCAAGAAACUAGUGAAGAAGAUGACACCGGAAGACUUGGCCCUGCAGAACAAAGUUGGGAACACUGCCCUGUGUUUUGCUGCUGUUUCGGGAAUCACGGAAAUAGCAAAGGUGUUGGUUAACAAGAACAGACAUUUGCCAUCAAUUAGAGGUAGCCAAGGAGCUUCACCUCUCUAUAUGGCUGCACUUUUGGGAAGAAGGGAUAUGGUUUGGUAUCUCUAUUCCGUAACAGACGAUAGACAUCUUUCUGGAGAGGAUCGCAUUGGCCUUCUUGUUGCUGCUAUCACCUCCAAUUUAUUUGAGUUAGCACUGGAAUUACUACGAAACCAUCCUGAACUAGCAAUGGCUCGAGAUGGGAAUGGAGAGACAGCUCUACAUGUAUUGUCCAGAAAACCAACUGCAUUCUACAGUGGAACUAAACUGGGACUACUGCAGAGAUGCAUAUAUUCAUGUCUCCAAGUGCAUCUACCAUAUGAAUCUUCUCUUAUGAUGAAUGAUGAUCACUUUGUCCAUUGGACCGUUAAAGCUUUAUCUACAACAAAAGUUAUUCUGUGGAAAUCCCUUGCUUCCCUAUUUCCCGACGUUAUCCAGGUCUAUAACAUCAAGUUGAGGCAUGUUCAAGCCCUUCAGCUAGUAAGGCAACUUUGGCAACAGACAUUGAGUCUAGAUGAGGCGUGUUUUAAGGAAUUAAUUAGAACGCCAAGAAGAUUACUCUUCACAGCUGCAGAAUGCGGGAUUGUAGAGUUCAUAAGUAUACUUAUCCGGGCACAUCCCGAUCUUAUAUGGAAGGUUGAUGAGCAAUCCAGAAGCAUUUUUCAUACAGCAGUUGUACAUAGACAGGAAAAAGUUUUUAAACUCAUACACGAGCUAGGAGCACUUAAAGAUUUUAUAGCUAUUUAUAAAGACGAGAGGAACAAUAACAUGUUGCACCUGGCUGGAAAUUUACCUCAUCCAAGUCGGCUCAACACUGACUCUGGUUCAGCUUUGCAAUUGCGACGAGAACUGAUAUGGUUCAAGGAAGUGGAGAAGAUUGUCCAGCCCCUGUAUACAGAGAUGAAAAACAGUGAGGGGAUAACACCAGGGGAUCUAUUUUCAAUGGAACACAAACAAUUGAAACGGGACGGAGAGAAAUGGCUGAAGGAAACUGCUUCUUCAUGCAUGCUUGUUGCGACACUGAUUACCACUGUGAUGUUUUCUGCUGCCUUUACCAUACCGGGAGGAAUCAACGAGAAAACAGGCAAGCCAAUUUUGCUUCACACAAGAUCGUUCAUGGUUUUCGUCAUAUCAGAUGCGCUUGCAAUGUUCUCCUCAUCUACAUCAAUUCUGAUAUUUCUUUCCAUUUUGACUUCACGUUACGCCGAAGAAGAUUUCCUUCAAUCUCUACCGAACAAACUAAUCAUGGGACUCGCAACACUUUUCAUCUCUCUAACGAGUAUGAUGGUAGCUUUUAGUGUCACACUUUUUCUGGUUCUUCGUCAUCAACUGGAAUGGGCUUCUAUUCCGAUCAUCAUAGUUGCUUGCAUCCCUGUCUUAUUGUUUGCUUCCCUGCAGUUUCCUCUAGUUGUUGACAUCAUAAGCCACACAUACACUACCUUUCUUUCAAAAAAUCAUCUGCUGAGCUAACUAACUAACCAAGCACCACCAAAUAUCAUGCCGAAUUCAAACAUCCAGCUGAAUAACAAUCAAGACUAGAUUGGAUGAAGAACCGGGUCAGAAUAGCAACCGAUUUUGUAAAAAAAAACUGUAUAUGGUUCAUAUAUAGCUUAGCAGAUAACAUAUACAGCAAUUUUGGAGAUCUCCGAAUACCGGUAUUUGGAGUUUCACUCAUAAGAAAUUCUUUUUUUAUUUGAA
This is a messenger RNA of Mercurialis annua (annual mercury), 2685 nucleotides long. RefSeq lists its product as uncharacterized. The record is from RefSeq and is a predicted model, not a curated record. The transcript has 8 exons. Gene Ontology annotation, molecular function: protein binding. Bases 217 to 2457 code for a protein of 746 amino acids. Lineage: Eukaryota; Viridiplantae; Streptophyta; Magnoliopsida; Malpighiales; Euphorbiaceae.